AUGGAGAAUCACCAAUCAUUUAAUUACCCUGGCAACCCGCUUAAAUUAGAAGACUCCUUCCGUGUUCUUGCGUUGGAGCCAGGUCAGGGACGAGAUCCGGUCAAGGUCCGCCUUCUGGAUUGCCUCCUCAGCGAUCAUCCUAACUACGAGGCGGUAUCUUAUGCCUGGGGUGACCUCUCUCUUACGGCCGACAUACUCGUCAGCCAUGAUGGUGAUGAAGCACAUUACCAACCAGUGCCUGCGACGACCAAUUGUCAAGCUGCUCUCAAAGGUUUGCGCUACUCCGAUCGAGAACGCCUGCUAUGGAUUGAUGCUAUUUGCAUCAACCAGGGCUCCGUCAAGGAACGGAACCACCAGGUCCAGAUGAUGAGCAAAAUAUAUGCAAGGGCUUCCCGCGUAGUGGUUUAUCUGGGCGAACAUACAGAUGGUAGUGAUCUGGUCAUGGACUGGAUUGUACAAUCGGCUGAAGCUCCAGAUUAUGGUGAGCCCGGCGCUCAUGAGCCACCGGCACCGCCCAAAGAAGCCCUUGCGGCUCUUUUGGGGCGUCCUUGGUUCCAUCGCGUAUGGGUACUCCAGGAGAUAAGCUUCGCCAGCGACUGCAUAGUCCUCUGUGGCGACCGAGCCGUAGCGUGGAGCACAUUUCAACAAAUCCGACGGACCAUCGUCGAUGCUGGAACGUUUGUCAAGAUACCAUACUCGUUGGGAUUCUCUGACAGGAAAGAAUCAUUUCGUUACGCUACAUACGGAUUCAUUCCUCAAGCCCGACAGUUAUUGAAUAUGCUUCGUUCUUCAAGGCAUUGCAAGGCAACAGACCCGCGGGAUAAGAUUUACGCAAUCCUGCCUUUGCUUAAAAGACAACAUCAGAGAGUCCUUUCUGCAUUGAAUAGACGGCUCCAAGACCCCAGCGACGAGAGUAUAAAGCACGUAAACGCGGAUGUGAUAAGACAAGUACUAAUAGUUCGGCCGGAUUAUAAUGCCACAGCUGCUGAAGUUUUCACCCAAAUCGCCAAAGACCUGAUGCAAGAACUAGGAGCUGGCAUUGUUCUCCGCGAGGUGAUCACCCCCUGUCACGUUCCCGGGCUGCCAUCGUGGGUGCCAGACUGGAGCGUAGAUUGGCCCCAUGGGAAGGACAGAUACCGAAGCAUCAUUGAUAGGCAGGAUGACUACCCAUUGUAUGAAUUGCGGAAGACAUCGCAAGACUCCUGGUGGAUAACAGACUACAGCCUGCCGGAAGGACGCCCCUCAUGUCAACUCCAUCUUGAGGCCUUUUUCAUAGGCACUAUUCUUCAUCUUGGGCCCGUCUGCGAUCUCGACAAAAAUUUCUUCCCAUUGUUUCAAUGGUGGGAUUUGGCCAAGGAUCGCGAGCAUCCCGAGGAGGCUCUCAGGCUCGCUCGGCAGAGUCCAGUUUCCGAGCGAGCAAAAAACUUCUGGGGCGCUUUGUGUCUGGAAGAAACCUGGGUGAGGAGAGUAGUGCCGCUGAUUAUCGAAAUGGCUGGCCGGUAUGCCCAGUCUUCACCCGACAAUCCAGAUCGAGAAGUUUCUUUGCUCUCUUUUCGUGAAGCAAUGUUUGAAUGGCCCUAUGAUAGCAACACUAUCCGCGCUAAAGAACUUCUGAAUGCCUGUGAUGGAAGAAGAUUUUUUCUUACCGACAGUGGAUGCAUGGGAUUGAUUGCCGGAAAUUUAGAUGCUAAGAUUGGAGAUAUGUUGUUCUCUGGCCAAAAGUGGAACAGGCCGUUCAUCUUGAGAAUGAUCGGGAUACUUGAUGAAACUGAUCAUGGCGAGAGGAUGGUGAAUAUACCGGGAGUGUCGCCUGGUCAAGAUCGGGAAGCUGUUCGGGUUUUCUCGGUACAAGGAAAAGCUAGUAUAGGGACCCAGUGGGUAGAAGAUCAUGCCAAAACGGUAUUCGCUGAGAAGACCGAACAUAUUAUUCUGAGAUGA
Molecule: messenger RNA, 1938 nt
Organism: Pestalotiopsis fici W106-1
Lineage: Eukaryota; Fungi; Ascomycota; Sordariomycetes; Amphisphaeriales; Sporocadaceae
Exons: 1
Coding region: 1-1938 (645 amino acids)
Source: RefSeq, a predicted model, not a curated record